AUGGCAGAUUCUCGUGUCGAGGAGCUCCUCAAGAGACCUCUCUAUGUAUAUGAUCUCCCACAAGAGCUUCUUUCAACUUUGACCACAAAAACCGGAACCCAAGACAUCGCUGCACAGACCCCCGAGCCCACUCCCAAAGACCCCGAGCUUGCAGCGCAAGAAUCCGCGAUUGCAUCUUCGACGUUGUGCUCCGUCUGCAACGUCACCUACCGAAAUGUGGAGGAGCAACGAGGUCAUGUCAGAUCUGACCACCACCGAUAUAACAUCAAGACCCAACUGAGGGGUAAUGCACCCCUCGACGAGGCUCAAUUUGUUAAAGCUGUGGGGGAACUGGACGAGUCUAUAUCCGGAUCAGAGUCUUCAGAGUCAGACGAUGAUGAACCCGAGGACGGCACCGACACAACACUCACAGCCUUGUUGAAGCGACAAGCGAAGCUCUCCGGGUCACCCGAAGAGGCAACAACUACCGUGCAAAGGACCGCGAAACAACCUCUUUUUUGGCUGUCCAGUUCCGGUCUCCCAUCCAACAAGUCACUGGGCAUCUAUCGGGCGAUUUUCUCCAAUGUUGAACAAGAUGAGCCUGGCCAUUUGGUGGACACCCUACGGAAAAAGCAAUUGGCUCCCAUCAAGGCGCGCACAAAUAAGGCACAGGCUCAACAGAGUCCUCCAGACUCCAGUCCUCACAUCUUCAUGUGUAUGAUUGGCGGUGGUCAUUUUGCCGCAAUGCUGGUUUCCCUCGCCCCCGAGAUCCACCGCAAGCAAGGUGGGGUGGAAGAAAGACAAGCCAGAGUAAUUGCGCACAAGACCUUUCAUCGUUAUACUACUCGACGCAAACAGGGUGGCUCUCAAUCUGCUAGCGAUGCGUCACGGGGAGCUGCCCACUCUGCCGGUUCCAGUCUGCGUCGAUACAAUGAAGCGGCGCUUGAGAAGGAUAUUCGAGAGCUACUUACGGACUGGAAAGAGAUGAUUGACAGCGCGGACCUGCUAUUCAUCCGCGCCACAGGAAAAACGAAUAAGAGAAUUCUCUUCGAGAAGUACGACAACCACGUUCUCAAGCAGAAUGACCCGCGGCUGAGAGGGUUCCCCUUCAACACUCGCCGAGCCACGCAAGGAGAACUCAUGAGAUGUUUCAAGGAGUUGACCCGCGUAAAGGUCAGUGAAAUUGACGAGGCCGCACUGGCCGCCGCCGCUGCCGCUGCCGCGGCGAAAAAGAAAGAAGAAUCGAAGCCCUCGACGCCACGCCCACAGCCACAAAAGCCAAAACUAUCCAAGGAGGAAGAAGAGGCUUUGUUGCAUACCUCGCAAAUCCAAGCCUUGAUUCGCCGCUCCAAGGUUCCUGCUUUAAUGUCUUACCUCUCAAACAACUCCAUUCCUUCGUCAUUUACUUUUAUACCUGCCGACUCAACCCAGAACUUCCGUUCUCCGACUCCGCUUCACCUUGCUGCCAAUUUAGAUGCUCCGGCGGUUGUUGCUGCCCUCCUCACAAGGGCUGGAGCAGACCCGACAAUUGCCAACGGCGAAGGACGUACACCGUUUGAAUUGGCCGGAGACCGUCCGACGCGUGAGGCCUUCCGUAUUUCCCGUCACGAGUUGGGUGAAUCGAAAUGGGACUGGACCGUGGCAAAGGUUCCAUCUGCGGUAUCAAAGACAGAAGCCGAUAGUAGGGCCGAACGGGAGAGGAAGGCCGCUGAAGAGGAGGAGAGUAGCCGUCGGAAAAUAGAUUUGGAGCGACUGAAGAAAGAAGAUGUCGAGAGAGAAGCACACCAAAGGGCCAGCAAAGGUGGUCGGGCCCUAGGAGCAGUGGAGAAAACCGCUGCGGAGAAACGCGACGAAGAGACUCGAGGGAUGACUCCGGAGAUGAGGAUGCGAUUAGAGCGAGAGCGGAGAGCCAGAGCAGCUGAAGAGCGUUUCCGGCGGAUGCAAAACAAUUAG
Molecule: messenger RNA, 1932 nt
Organism: Penicillium waksmanii
Lineage: Eukaryota; Fungi; Ascomycota; Eurotiomycetes; Eurotiales; Aspergillaceae
Product: putative C2H2 finger and ankyrin domain protein
Exons: 2
Coding region: 1-1932 (643 amino acids)
Molecular function (GO): protein binding
Source: RefSeq, a predicted model, not a curated record